Molecule: messenger RNA, 1695 nt
Organism: Trichoderma reesei QM6a
Lineage: Eukaryota; Fungi; Ascomycota; Sordariomycetes; Hypocreales; Hypocreaceae
Exons: 2
Coding region: 1-1695 (564 amino acids)
Biological process (GO): tRNA processing
Molecular function (GO): tRNA dihydrouridine synthase activity; flavin adenine dinucleotide binding
Source: RefSeq, a predicted model, not a curated record
AUGACGGCGACGGCGACUGCGACGGCAACUUCAACUGCAGCCUCGCCUUCCACAAAGACGAAGCUCCAUGGACGGGCGUUCUACGAGAGCAUCGGGAGUCCCAAGUACAUCGUGGCUCCCAUGGUGGACCAAUCCGAGUUUGCCUGGCGAAUUCUCACGCGAUCCUUCCUGCUGCCCGAGGAGCAGUCCAAGCUGCUAGCCUACACGCCCAUGCUGCACGCGCGACUCUUUUCGCAGGACGAAAAGUACAGGAGGGCCCAUUUCCAAGCCGUCCGGCCGGGCUCCGACGGUGAGCCGUGGCUGGACGGGAAUCCCAGCAUCGACCGGCCUCUGUUUGUGCAGUUUUGCGCGAAUGAUCCCGAGGCGCUGCUCGCUGCGGCGAAGCAUGUGGUUCCGUAUUGCGAUGCUGUCGAUUUGAACCUCGGGUGUCCGCAGGGCAUUGCGCGCAAGGGCCACUACGGCGCGUUUCUGCAGGAGGACCAGGAUCUCAUCUUCAAGCUGGUCAACAUCUUGCAUAGGGAGCUUCCCAUUCCGGUCACGGCCAAGAUUCGGGUGCUGGAGACGAAGGAGAAGACUCUGGAAUACGCGCAGAAUGUGCUCAAGGCUGGAGCUUCGAUAUUGACGGUCCAUGGACGAAGACGCGAGCAAAAGGGACAUCUCACUGGCGUGGCGGACUGGGACAUGAUUCGCUUCCUUAGAGAUAACCUGCCCCCCGAAACGGUGCUCUUCGCCAACGGAAAUAUCCUUCAGCCAGGCGAUUUACAGAGGUGCUUGGACGCCACGGGGGCGGACGGCAUCAUGUCGGCCGAGGGAAACCUCAGCGACCCAGGCAUCUUCGGUAACCCGCCGCCGAUAGAAGAACACAGCAGGGAAUACUGGAGGGGCAAGGACGGGAAAGGCGGCUGGAGAGUCGACGCCAUCACGAGACGCUACCUAGACAUCCUACACAAAUACGUCUUUGACGAAGAGCCCCCGCAGAGGAGGCCGUUGUUCAUCCCUGGCGACGACGCCGCAUGGUUGACAGAAAGCGAGACCGCCAAUGACGCAGACGAGCCCGCAAAGAAGAAGCGAAAAACAGACACCUCUACUAGCGAAGGCGACACUACCGCCACGACAACCACCACCACCACCACCAAGAAGAAGCUCACCCCGGAGCAGCAGCAGUCCCCUAACCUCUCCGCAAUGCAGCCCCACCUGUUCCACGUCCUCCGACACUUCGUCACCCGUCACACUGAUAUCAGAGACAUGCUCGCCCGCGCGCGCAGGGACGGCAUGGCCGGCUACGAGCGCGUCCUCGAGGCCGUGGAGAGGCGCGUCGCCGAAGGCCUUCUCGAGUACGAGCGCACCGGCGGCCAGAGCUUCGACGAGGAGAUGGAGAGGACGAUUGCCGAGCGUACCAUCGAGGGCGUGCCCGAGGAGGAGAGCUCCGUGGGGACGCUCAGGCGGUGCAAGAGGCCCUGGUGGGUCGCCCAGCCCAUUAUUCGGCCGCUGCCGAGCGAGGCCUUGGCCAAGGGCGCCAUUUCGCUCAAGAAGGAAAAGGGCAAGACCAAGGAGAAGGGUGAUGCCAAGGAGAAAGAUGACGGCAAGGCGAAGAGUGAGAAUGGAACCGCUGUGGCGGUGGACAAGAAAGAGACGGAAGCACAGCAGCAGACGAAGCAGGAGAUUGCAUCCAGAGACGAGCUCGUCUCCGGAUGA